AUGAAAAUUUUUAUUAGUCUUAUCACAACCUAGAUUAUAUCAACAAUUAUAGCAUUUUCUGAGUUUGAAGAACCAAAAGAGAUUAUAGCAUUAGCUUUGGAGCUCACUGGAAUGAUUGUUUUACUUUUACUUUAUAAACUUAAUUUUCCAGAGCUUUUUUAAAGGGCAAUACUGUUGGGUUAAGCAAUAUUAAUUUUUGUCUUGAUGCCAAAUUCACAAUAUAAAUAUUUUACUGGGGCUUAUCAUAUUAUAGUUCGUCUAACAGUCUAUCAAUAAGUUUCUAAAUUGUUAAUGUUAGAAUGGCUAGGUAUUAUUACUAAAAAAUAUAAAAAAUAGUUUUACUACUCAUCUUAUUUAUAUUUGGAACUGCAAUUGAAAUACAUUAAAUUUUUCGUAGCAUUUUUGUUUUUCUUGGUUUAUUAGUUAUUCAGAGUAUCCAUAUUUAUACAUAAAUUGAAAAAGAUAAAAAGAAACCAGAUAUCUUAUUUCAUACAAAAAUACAAUACACAGGGUAUGAUUCAUAACCUGAAAGAAUUACAGAUCCAAAUUUUUCUGUAUUAUAUUUGGAUGAUUAAUUUAAUGAAACAUGUUUUUAGAAAUAGAGUCCAAUACUUAAAAGUUAAGAAAUUAGUUUGUAAUCUAUUCUACAUGAUUUAAUUAUCAAUAAAAUUGACUCUAAUUCAAAAUCCAUACUUUAAUGGAAAAAUCCAGGUUGCUCUUUACAAAAUUUAUUAGAUUAAAUUAGAGCUAACAGAUUACCUAUGAUAGUUCAAAUAAUUGAAUAUAGUCAUCCAUAAAUAAAUAAUCAUUUUGUAAGAAUUAUUUACUAAAAUGAUUUCUAAAUAUAAUUUUUAGAAUUAGAAGAAAGAGAUAGAUAUUUAAAAUAGAAAUAUAUAUUUGUUAUUUUGAAAUAACUAUUAAGUACAAUGUCACAUGAAUUUGGAACUUCCUUAAAUUAUUUAUUGGCAAUAGCUUAAGUAGCCAUUGAAAAAUAUUCUGAUUCUGAUUUGCUUACUUAUUUUUUACCUAUUAAAUCUAUGGGAUUGAUAAUGCAUAAUUUUGUAUUAGAUAUGGUAGAUUACAAUAAUAUUCAAGGAAAGAAACUUGAAUUAUAAUUAGAAAAAAUAGAUGUAAUAUAAUGUAAUAAUUUAGAUAAUUUUAUUAUUGGAAGAAGUCAUUAAUAUCUUUAUCCAUACACUUUAAUCAAAGGGUCUUAAAAUUACAUAUGAAAUCUUUUUAGCUGAGAAAACCAUCUUAACUGAUGGCAGAAGACUUAAAUAAAUAUUGAUUACUUUGAUUUAGAAUUCCUAAAAAUUUACAUUUUAAGGAGGCAUUAAAAUAAUAGUAAAAUCAAUUGAAUAAAAUAAAUAUGUUUAAUUUGAAAUUCAAGAUUCAGGUAUAGGAAUGACUAAAAGUGAAAUUAUUAAUCUAACUGAAAUGCUUAAAUAUGAUUAUAAAUAAGAAAAAAAGAUAUCAAAAAAUACUGCUGGAUUUGGAUUAGGUAGUUUUUUAUGUAAUAAGAUUGCAAUGAGUUUAAGCAAUCUAAAAUAUGAGGAAGGAGGUGGAAUAAGAUAUUAUAGUGAUUAAGAAAAUAAAGGUACAAAAGUAGUUUUCAAGAUUAUUAAUGAACCAUUCAGUCUCACUUAUACUCUUACUGCUCCUUAAGAUAAUUCUAGUGGAAUAUUAAAAAUUGGAAAAAAUGCUGUUAUUGAUCUUAAACAAUCUUAAAUUGAGUUUGGAUUAGGAUUUCUUAAAAAUCAAUUAACUAAUAACUUUAGUACUAUUCUGUUUCCAAAAGUUAAAAGUUUACAUGAAGAUUUAGUAAAAGAACAUUUUUCAACAAAAGAUAAAUUUGGGGUUCUUUUUGCAAUAUAAAUACAAUAAUCUACAAAAGAAUAAGACAGUAUUAAUGAGGAAACAAAUAAAGAAGAUUAUUAAAAAAGACUAUAAUUUUAAAAUAUCAAAUAAUCUCCUCUUCGACAAUUAAGUAAAUCCAGCAAAUAAAGUUCCUCUGAUGAAAUUGGUAAUGCCCUUGUUAAUUGUAAUUGUAAAUAAAUUCUCAUUGUUGAUGAUGAGAUGAUCAAUAUUCUAGGAUUGCAACUUAUGUUAAAAUCAUUCAAUUUAGAAUCAGAUUCAUCCUAUAAUGGCCAAGAAGCACUUAUUAAAUUAGAGUAAGGUAAAUAUUAUAUUAAUAAAUGAUUAGCUCAUUGUUAAUAUAAUUUUAUUUUUAUGGAUAUCAAUAUGCCAAUAAUGGAUGGAUUUGCUACUACAAAAGCAAUAAUUGAGAAAUACAAAAAGGAUGCUCCAAAAAUUAUUGCUUGUACAGCCUUUACUGAUAGCGAAACAAAAUAAUAUUGUUAUGAGUUAGGCAUGUCUCAUUUUAUAAGCAAACCUGUUAAUAAAAAUGAACUACAAAAACUUCUAAGUUAUCUUUUUGGUUGA
This is a messenger RNA of Paramecium pentaurelia, 2442 nucleotides long. The record is from the annotation of a GenBank genome assembly. Lineage: Eukaryota; Ciliophora; Oligohymenophorea; Peniculida; Parameciidae.